CUUACGUUGUUGAUGCCACCUCAUAACCUUGUUCUUGUUUUUUACAAACUUUCAAGUUUCAACAACAACCACCUUAUACCUCUUUGCUAUGCUCUAUAUAUUUAACAUUCUAACACUCGUAAUAGUAACACUCGUCCUUCUCUUAACCCAACCUUUGCUAUUCUCGCCAACAACACGCCAUGGGAGAAGAGGUGCCCAACAAAACAGAAUCACACUCACCCUCUCAGGAAGACCUUUCCAUCAAAACCCAACCCCUGACAAACUCCGAGGAAGACCUUUCAAACAAAACCGAACCACUUCCAAACUCUGAGGAAGAGCUUUCCAACAAAACCCAACCACAGCCAAACUCUGUUUCCCAGGAAAAGGAAUCGGAGAAACCUGACCCUCCAAACCAGAACGUCACUUCUCCUUCUCCCCUUCUUCAAAAUGUUGCGGAUCAAGCUGAUAAAAAGGAUGCAGGGGAUUCAGUGGGCAAAGAUGUUUUGCUUGCACGAGUUGUAACAGAGAAAAGAUUGGCUUUAAUUAAAGCGUGGGAAGAAAGUGAAAAGACAAAAGCAGAGAACAGGGCAUACAAGAAGCACUCUGCUAUUGGAUUAUGGGAGGAUAGCAAGAAAGCAUCAGUAGAAGCACAACUCAAGAAAAUUGAGGAAGACUUGGAAAAAAAGAAGGCUGAGUAUGUUGAAAAAAUGAAGAAUAAAGUUGCUGAAAUCCACCGAUUAGCAGAAGAGAAAAGGGCAAUUGUUGAGGCUCAGAGAAGGGAAGAAUUCCUGGACCUAGAGGAGACAGCUGGAAAGUUUCGUAGCCGUGGUAAUACACCAAGGAGAUUCUUUUCAUGCUUGAGCGGCUAAGUUUUUUCAGGCGAAUGCCAGGGACCAAAUUCUCGUUCAUGUGUUCCUAGUUCUUACAUAUACAUUUAAAUUUUGUUGUUUCGUGUGUUGUUUUUCCCUAUAUACUAUGUGAAUCAUAACUUAGCAGUUGAUUUGUUGAGGACGAAUUUACAUAAAAAUAAGUGAAGAAAUUGUAUCAGCAUACUUGUUUUAUGUGAUACGUUCUUUGUUGGA
This is a messenger RNA of Cajanus cajan (pigeon pea), 1061 nucleotides long. RefSeq names its product remorin. The record is from RefSeq and is a predicted model, not a curated record. NCBI's taxonomy places the organism in Eukaryota, Viridiplantae, Streptophyta, Magnoliopsida, Fabales, Fabaceae.